Molecule: messenger RNA, 1442 nt
Organism: Solenopsis invicta (red fire ant)
Lineage: Eukaryota; Metazoa; Arthropoda; Insecta; Hymenoptera; Formicidae
Exons: 5
Coding region: 717-1304 (195 amino acids)
Source: RefSeq, a predicted model, not a curated record
UGUUAGCGCAAAAUAGGAAUAAAUUAAUACCUUGCAGCACAAGAAGUGAGAGAGAAAUGCGCGUAAAAUAAAUCAUAAAUUACAUUAUGUUUUCAUUACAAUUCCUUUUUUUAUAAUUUUAUAAACAUAAAUUAGAAAGCUAUAAAACUUUUAAGACUAUUCGUCUUUGAAAGAUUACCUCCCGAUUAUGCGGGCAGGUUCGACAAGCCCAUUUCUCCGAUUCGAACGUCAGCCUGGCCGCGCGACUCGUCGUGACCGCGGGGACGAAAAAUGCGCAGCGCGUUCGCGGACGAACGUCUAUUUCGCAAGCGCAAGCUAAUUCGAUCGCGAGCCGUGCGAUCCUCGAGGCGAGAUGAAAGUAUACCUCCGCCGUGAUCCCCUGCGAGUUUAGUCCUUAUUACCUCCGGGAGAGCCUCCGCCGGUGCCUGCGAGUCACACGCAGGUGGGGUACACAUGCAUGUGUACCCACGGCUGGGCGGGUGACGUGAAGGGGGAUGCUGAAAUUCAUGCACGCGCCGGCGACCGCCGACGUUCUCUGCACGACCUGGAUCAGUUCCUAUAUCGCACCAAGAGGCGUCUCGCGGAAUCCGGCUGGAUCCUAGAGUGUCCCGUGCGUGUCCAUCGUAACAGAGGUCCUCCGGACGUGCGGUGUACGCCGUGUGCCCGUCUCAUCGGGAUCCUGCUUCGAUCGAUGCUUGACGAUCAAUCGUGCAAAUAUGACAACGAUAACAGUGGCGUUGCUGCUUCUCACGGUGACUGUGGCCAGUUCCCUGCCGCUCGCCAAUGUGCACGUGAAAUUCGUGUCGCCUCCCGAUGUGUAUGAGCACAGCGUUACAACAGACGGAAAUCGAACGGUAGCUCAGAAUUCGUUUAUCUCGAUCGGUCGACGAAACGCGGCGAAGCGUUCUAAGGAUCCCGAUUAUAAUUAUAGGACGAGUUUACGGCAAAAUUACUUACGGCAGGUGAUAACAAGUUCAAAAAACGCUGAGUCUAUGUGGCCGGUCGGCGUUUUCCUACCACCGAUUGACGUAAAUGAUCUUGGAUAUAGUUGGCAGGAGGUGCAACGUGACUUCCCCGUUUUCUAUAAAGCGCCCCAAAGAGACCCGUAUUUAUUGACCAAUCCUGAGGCAAUGAUGAUAGUUAAAUACCUCUAUGGAUUGGGUGAGCUUUUCUUCGACGAUUAUCCUCACGCAAGAGCGUUACUGCGAAAUCAAGAAGAGAGGAGGCUGAAUGGUCUACACGGACACAUUCUAGGCAGUCUAAAUCCUAGAUCUCCGUUUCACAGGAAGGAUAGGAAGGAGUGACUAAUCUAAAAGCGAUGAAAGCGGUUUAUACUCAAUAUUACUGGACUCAAAAAUUCGAAAAUAAGCUUAAUUCUACAGUAUGUAACAUUUCUUUUUAUUACAAUUUCUAGAAUUUUGUAAAUAUAUUGCAACAAAAUA